Molecule: messenger RNA, 1007 nt
Organism: Brassica oleracea var. oleracea
Lineage: Eukaryota; Viridiplantae; Streptophyta; Magnoliopsida; Brassicales; Brassicaceae
Product: methylenetetrahydrofolate reductase 1-like
Biological process (GO): tetrahydrofolate interconversion
Cellular component (GO): cytosol
Molecular function (GO): FAD binding; methylenetetrahydrofolate reductase [NAD(P)H] activity
Source: RefSeq, a predicted model, not a curated record
GAGCCACACCACUUGCUCUCCACCACUUCCUUUCCCACAUAUCCACACUCCUCCAGAUUCAAAACCCAAAUCUGAGAUUCGAUCUCACCGACGACUAUGAAGGUUGUCGACAAGAUCAAAUCCGUGACGGAGCAAGGCCAAACCGCCUUCUCCUUCGAGUUCUUCCCUCCGAAGACCGAAGAUGGAGUCGAGAAUCUCUUCGAGCGGAUGGAUCGGCUGGUCUCGUACGGCCCCAGCUUCUGCGACAUCACCUGGGGCGCGGGAGGAUCCACCGCGGAUCUCACCCUCGAGAUCGCGUCGAGGAUGCAGAACGCGAUCUGCGUGGAGACGAUGAUGCAUCUCACUUGCACCAACAUGCCGGUGGAGAAGAUCGACCACGCGCUCGAGACGAUCAGAUCCAACGGGAUUCAGAAUGUGCUUGCGCUUAGAGGAGAUCCGCCUCACGGGCAGGAUAAGUUCGUUCAGGUGGAGGGAGGGUUUGCUUGUGCUUUGGAUCUGGUGAAUCAUAUUAGGAGCAAGUAUGGUGAUUACUUUGGGAUCACUGUUGCUGGCUAUCCUGAGGCUCAUCCGGAUGUGAUUGAAGCUGAUGGACUUGCUACUCCCGAGUCUUAUCAGAGUGAUCUUGCUUACCUGAAGAAAAAGGUUGAUGCUGGAGCUGAUCUGAUUGUGACGCAGCUGUUCUAUGAUACUGAUAUUUUCCUCAAGUUUGUGAAUGACUGUCGGCAAAUUGGGAUUAAUUGUCCCGUUGUUCCUGGGAUUAUGCCCAUUUCUAACUACAAGGGGUUCUUGCGUAUGGCUGGUUUUUGCAAGACCAAGAUACCUGCUGAGCUCACUGCUGCCUUGGAGCCUAUCAAGGAUAAUGAAGAAGCUGUGAAGGCCUAUGGUAUUCACUUUGCGACCGAGAUGUGCAAAAAGAUUUUGGCCCAUGGAAUCACUACCCUUCAUAUCUACACACUUAACGUGGACAAAUCAGCUAUUGGAAUAUUAAUGGUUGUUCCUCAUUUCCU